This is a messenger RNA of Epithele typhae, 264 nucleotides long. Its product is annotated as cytochrome C oxidase copper chaperone-domain-containing protein. Gene Ontology annotation, biological process: mitochondrial respiratory chain complex IV assembly. Bases 1 to 264 code for a protein of 87 amino acids. Lineage: Eukaryota; Fungi; Basidiomycota; Agaricomycetes; Polyporales; Epitheliaceae. The record is from RefSeq and is a predicted model, not a curated record. Gene Ontology annotation, cellular component: mitochondrial intermembrane space. Gene Ontology annotation, molecular function: copper ion binding; copper chaperone activity. The transcript has 3 exons.
AUGUUCUCCUCCCUCUCCUCCUGGUGGUCCGGCUCCCCCGCGCCCGCGCCCGCGCCCGCGGCCCCGGGCAAGUACGACCCCACGGACCCGAAGCAGAACCCGCUCAACCCGGACGGCCUCAAACCGUGCUGCGCGUGCCCGACGACGAAGGCGGCGCGGGACGACUGCUUCUUGCGGACGGACGGCGCGGAGGCGGACGAGCGCUGCCGGGAGCUCGUCGCGGCGCACGUCGCGUGCAUGCGCGGGUACGGGUUCAAGGUCUAG